Molecule: messenger RNA, 2720 nt
Organism: Drosophila teissieri
Lineage: Eukaryota; Metazoa; Arthropoda; Insecta; Diptera; Drosophilidae
Product: transcription activator MSS11
Exons: 4
Coding region: 539-2425 (628 amino acids)
Source: RefSeq, a predicted model, not a curated record
ACCUCGGCCGGGAAAAGUCGCGCGAAUUUCGAGGAGCAGCAAGUUGUGAAAAAGUUGAAAAACAAGCGAUUUAUUAACCGAACAUAAUUUUUGAGAAUAUAAUAUUAACAGCACGCAGUAGACAACAAUUCAACGAAUCAAUAUUGCGCAAUAUUUCUGGAUUUUAGUAGAGAAAAGCUCAACAGUUCGGACGAAAACGAAAACUAGCUGCGGCUUUAUGAAUUUUGUUUGUGUUAUGCGCGCGCGAAUAAAUCGCAGAAAUUGAAAUUGAUUUCCAUUGAAUUUCUAUUAAAUUGUAUUGGAAAAAAUCGUUCGAGUGUCAAAAACAAAUUGAUUUGUGUGCGAGUGUGUGAAAGUGAACUUAUGGGUGCGUGAAAAAAUGCAAUAAUCCAAAAGGGAAAUAUCGCUAAAGAAAAAAAAACAUCAACAAUGCCAAUUUAAAAGAGACCAAACAAAAAAAAAAGUAUCAACGAAAGGGGCAACAAAAGGGAAAAUUCAAAUAUAGAUAAAUCAAGAAAUCCCGUUUUAGCCAAUAGAAAUGCACAAAACCACAACAAACAUGCAGCAGACAACGGAUCUUGACUUUGAUUUCCAGAUGCCGUGUCGCUAUUUCAAAAGUUCUUUUGCGCGUUCGCUUUCGCUGAACAACAACAACAGCAGCAGCAACAACAACAGCACUGCCUUGACAUUGCCCAAGAAGCCGCCAGCAAACGAGGCCAAACUACAACAGCAACAACAACAGCAGCAGCUGGAGAAUCAGGAAUCGCUAGAGAGAGACAGCGAACAGGAUUCCCCCUGCGGCACCCCGCCCCCCGCUCUGCCAGCACGACGUCACACCGCCAACAUGAUACACUUUGGCGCCGCUAAUCAGCUGCUCACCGCCGCCCAGCCGCCCCACCCCGCCCUCCACCACACCCCUCAGCAUCCACAACCACCGGCACAGUCCGCCAGGAAUCUCAAUCUCGUCUGGCCAAUGCAACCGACACAUCAGCCAGCACAGCAGCAGGAUGCCAACAUCUCGGCCGCACCCAGCCACCACAUCCAGAGCCACAUCUACGACUUGCCACAGCAAAUGCAGCCACAUCAGCAGCACCACCAUCACCAGCAGCAACAACAACAACAACAACAACAACAACAACAGCAGCAUCAGCAGCAACAACAACAUCAACUAAAUGUCGAGGCUGUCAUAUUGCAGAAUCAGGUGGAUACAUUGCAUUGGCAAUUGAAACAGACCGAAACCAAUUGCGAGAUGUACCGCGCGGUGAUGGAGGAGGUAGCUCGCUUCUUUGAGCGAUACCAACUGCAGCAGCAACUGCAGCAGACCCAACGCAAUGGUGAGCAGAUAGCCCGCUCCAAGAGUCUGCAUCAUGUCCACGGAGUGGGCAACACCUCCCUGCAGAGCGAUGCCCGGGAUGAUGACGCCUCCAGUGGCGGAUCCGCUUCAUAUCUACGCGCCCGGAGCAGCACCAAUUUGAUGUUGAAUAAAUCAAUGCAUGCCAUGGAUGAGGAGCAUAAUUACGAGACGAUUGCACCAGCUGGCAGCUAUAAUGCCUUCAAGGAUUUCACUUGGCGUCGAUCCCCAAAGAAGUCCGGCGGCAGUGGCGGUUGCAAGUCGCGGCUAUCGGCACCGGAGGCAGCCGAAGAGAAGCUGAAUCAGGAGGCCUUUCGUUUGGCCAGAACCAUAAGGAAUCUCCUGCACACCUCGGAACAGCAACCAGAUCUCACGCAGCCGCGCCACUCGCUUGCAUCCAUUUCAUCGCUGCCCUCGGGAAAUCAUCGUCUUUGCAAGGGAAAAACCAGUUCGGUGAUGACACUGCUGACGCCACCAUUGCACAAUUCCACGAGCAUCAUGAGUGCCACACUGGAGACUCCAUCGCCGGCCGGCAAAUCAAAUGCGGAACUCAUCUUUCUGCGGGCGAACAACAUGCGCGACUCGAGGCUAUCGCUGCGCAGCUCCACCGACAGCUCCGUGCAUUCCACCAUCUCCUCGACGGCAUCCUCUUCCUCGAAAGUGGAAACGGAUGAGGAGACGCAGACCCAGACCACCGCCAGCAACACAGCCAUCAGCAUCAGCAAUAGCAAUAAUAAACCCACCAGCAACAAGCAGAGCGGUUCCAGCACCGAGGAUGAGAGUGGCUUCAGUUCGAUUAGCUCCUUUCACGAUGUCGGCCUGCCCCUGAGUUCCACCUUGAUGAAUGGCAACCAGCGGCGCCUCUCCAUGUCCUCGGACAGCAGGAACUCCACACUAAAGUCCGGCUUGAAUAUGGUGGGGCUGCCGAUGCAAAACCAGACUCAGAUUCAAGUGCAGGUUCAAGCUCAGAUUUCCACCGGUCCGUCGCCCUCGAAAACCUACCGCAAUGCGAAUCGCUACCAGCGCUUCUCCACUUUAUCCAACGAGGAUGCAGCCGCUGUUUUAUGGGUCUAGUUGUGGGGAACCAGACCUGAAAUAAUAUAUGAAUCUAUUUGAGAUACUAUUCAGAAAUGGUUACGAAAAACUUUUUUUAAUUUUGUAUACCCCGUAGCUGUUUUGAUUUGUUUUCUCUAGUGCCUCCGCUUAGUGUUAAGUUGACCAUUGAAUAGAGUGCAUACACUUUCAGUUUGUAUGUUAUCAUUUUUGUAAGAACCAAGCGCGCAUUUCUAUGUUAACAGUAUGUAAAUUGAUUUGUCUUAAGUUUUGCAGUAUUUAUAAAUGAAUAAAAAUAAUUUAUAUUAUAAAACCA